Messenger RNA from Scedosporium apiospermum, 1212 nucleotides. RefSeq lists its product as uncharacterized. The coding region runs from base 1 to 1212 and encodes 403 amino acids. The record is from RefSeq and is a predicted model, not a curated record. The transcript has 4 exons. NCBI's taxonomy places the organism in Eukaryota, Fungi, Ascomycota, Sordariomycetes, Microascales, Microascaceae.
AUGCAGCGCUUUGCGAGGCUUACGAGGUUACGGCCUACCUUCGAAGUUGCCAAACAUGCGGCGAACAUGAACACGAGUUCCCAGACAAUACAAGUCCAAAGGGUGCGCUUUCACCGACUAAGGCGCAGUGGAUUCAGCUCGGUCGUAAUCGAGGUCGUGGAUGAGGAUGAAGAUGAUCACGUCCAUUUCCACGACAGGCCGGGUGCUAGGACUCGCGGAGUGCCAGACGCAUCUGUCAUGGCUUUCAUCCCAUUCCCGUUCACGGAACAACAAGUACAGCCACCUCCUUACCGCAGAGGAACGCCGGAAUGGGCUGCAUUCGAAAAGAUCAGCAAAGAUCAGAAAUUGAAGACGAAAUUAAAGAAGGAUCUGGGAAAGCUCACGUUGGAUAUUUUGGGUUCUAACAGAGCCCUCGUGAACAAAUGGGGUCGACCCACGGGCUGGCAAGGGUGGCUCAAGAUCUCAUUCCCGUCCGCCCCGUCUCCUGAGUGGUUGCAACAAGGUUUGCUCAUUAAAAAUGACGGAAUCUCGUGGGGGGCGAAGCAGCCCGUCGAUCCCUAUGUGAUAAAUAUGCUCCACAAGGUUCUUUGGCCUGCUCCGCUGGCAUCGGCUGUGUGGCAGUAUACGAAGACCGUGGUGGGGCAGAGCUAUAGCAAGCUGGUUGGGAUUAGCAGUGAGCAGAUGACACCUUCGAGACCCGGGGGUGUCAUAAUAAUCGCGGGCGCGGACGAGAAGAGGUCUCAAGUAACUCUACCUGUUAAGAAGCAGAUUCCCGACUCGACCGCAGCGGGAACGCCCCCUGCGGAGCAAGGGAAAGAGGUUCCGAGCCAGCCAGUCAACCAAAACAACACUUCUCGAUCCACAAGCACCCGCAAAGAGACCGACUUCAUGUCCGAGAGCAGGAAGGCCUUAGGCCCUGUACAUUCCAAGAUCUUCGACCUCGCUCGCGCCCCCGCGGACUUGAUGCGGGAGUUGUCGCCAAGCGCGUGGGAUCAGCUCGUUUCCUCGGUCAGGAGCAUCUGGGCGAGGGGACGGCGCCAGCCACCGCGGGGCUGUGUCAAGAUGUACGGGUUGAUGCACGUGGAGACGACCAAGGCCUUUGUAAUGCUUGACGUGGUCGCGUUCUGGGAUACCAAGGUGGAAAAAUUUGACAGGCCGUCAAUGUACAUUGGUCUGAGGGAGGUGACGCACAAGGGGUCGCCUCGUAACUGA